AUUUCCGGAUUUUUGACAGUAUCCAACGUGUAUGAAAGUAGCAUGAAGUUUUGUUCGCUGUGUGCUCGAUGAAUCUGUUAAAAUAGUGUUUCUUUGAAUAAAAAGUUUCAAUCAAAUAAAUUAUUAGGUUCCAUAGCUGUUAUUUAUUUAAUAAACAUCAAUCGAAUUGAUUUAUAUCAAUAAAUUAUUUAUAAAAAUGGAUACUAAAAUGUGGUUCGCUAUCACUGUAGUUUUUAGUAUGGUAUCAUUUAUUACAGCAUUAAAAGAAGGAGAAUGCGAAGUAUGCGUAGUUACUGUAAAUAAAUUUGCCGAAACUUUAACAAGUGAUGUUAAAAGCGAUUAUAAAAAAAUAGAAUCAGAGUUCAAAGAAUUUUGUAAAACUACAAAGUCUAAAGAAAAUAGAUUUUGCUAUUAUUUAGGUGGUUUAGAAGAAUCAGCGACAGGGAUUUUGGGAGAACUUAGUAAACCUUUGUCAUGGUCUAUGCCAGCAGAUAAAAUAUGUGAGAAACUAAAGAAGAAGGAUGCACAAAUAUGUGAUCUACGAUUUGAAAAACAAAUAGAUCUUAGAACAGUUGAUUUGAAAAAGUUAAAAGUAAGAGACUUGAAAAAAAUAUUAAAUGAUUGGGAUGAAUCGUGCGAAGGAUGUAUAGAAAAGACAGAUUUUAUUAAACGGAUUGAAGAACUUAAGCCUAAAUAUUCGAGCAGUUCUAAAACGGAGCUUUGAAGAGAACUCUGAGAUAUAAAUAAAUAAUUAAGAUAUCAUAACUGAAAUUGUGCAUUAUUCCAUUGUUUGGCAGGAAAAUUGAUAGCAGUAUUUAAAAUACGUGUACAUUUAAUAUUUAUAUAUGUACUUUUGUUCGAUAUAAUUUUCUUUUCUUUUUUAAAAAAUGUUUCAUUUGCAAAAGAAUAUUAGAAAUUAUUUAAUCAGAUUACUUUUCUUGAAUAUUGUAUUAGUUUAAAAAAAAUCUUUAUCAGCUUUUAAACAACUCAGCAGUUACAUCGUUAGGAUAUUUAAAGACAAAUUUAAAAAGCAAUAAUAUGCUAACUAUUUAAUUAUUUUCGUUUCUUCUCUUUUUUUAUUCUGACGAGGCUAAAUGAAUUUAAAUUAAGGAUUAUCAGAUGGUGCUUCAUUUAUACAAUAUUUAUAGAUAUAAUUUUUUUGGAAUGUAAGUUUUUCAAA
Messenger RNA from Polistes canadensis, 1180 nucleotides. RefSeq names its product mesencephalic astrocyte-derived neurotrophic factor homolog (gene Manf). The record is from RefSeq and is a predicted model, not a curated record. Gene Ontology annotation, biological process: dopaminergic neuron differentiation; neuron projection development. The transcript has 5 exons. NCBI's taxonomy places the organism in Eukaryota, Metazoa, Arthropoda, Insecta, Hymenoptera, Vespidae. Gene Ontology annotation, cellular component: endoplasmic reticulum. Bases 197 to 724 code for a protein of 175 amino acids.